CUGCGAGUCGGUACGCGAUCGCACACAGCAGUCAUGGCUCUGUCGCGGUACCUUUUCCUGGCGUUAGUCGUGGCGGCAUCGACGGUUGCUCCUGCACCCGGAAAGUCUGCAUCCAGGAAGCAUGCCGGGAAUAGUCAACCAAAGCUCUGGGCUCUACUCGUGGCUGGUUCGAAUGAAUAUAGCAACUACCGGCACCAAGCCGACAUUUGCCACGCGUAUCACGUUCUGCGAAACCAUGGCAUUCCUGACGAACGUAUCGUGGUCAUGAUGUACGAUGACAUCGCCAAUGCUACGGAAAACCCAACGCCUGGUAUUGUCAUCAAUCAUCCCAAGGGAAAAGAUGUUUACGAGGGAGUCCCCAAGGACUACACUGGAGACCUCGUCACUCCGCAAAAUUUCCUGGACAUACUUCAAGGAAAGAAGGUGAAAGGCGGCAGCGGAAAAGUUAUAGCCAGCGGGCCAAACGACCAUAUAUUUGUCAACUUCGCUGACCACGGAGCUCCUGGUAUUAUUGCAUUUCCCAACGACGAGCUGCACGCCCGUCCAUUCGUUAAUGUCAUCAAGAGCAUGCACAAACAGAAGAAGUUCGCGAAGAUGGUGAUCUACAUCGAGGCCUGUGAGUCCGGUUCUAUGUUCGACGGCCUGCUUCCGAACAACAUGAACGUGUACGCCACUACCGCGGCCAAUCCUGACGAGUCUUCAUACGCUUGCUACUGGGACGACAAGAGGCAGACGUACUUGGGCGACCUAUACAGCGUCAAUUGGAUGGAAGACUCGGACAAGGAAGACCUGCACAAGGAGACACUCAUCGAUCAGUUCAAGAUAGUGAAAGAAGAAACCAACACUAGCCAUGUCAUGGAGUACGGUGACCUGAACAUCGGAAAGCUUCCGGUCGGUGAGUUUCAGGGCGAAAAGGAUGCGAAGCCAAUCGUCCUACCAAAAGUACCACAUGACGCCGUCUCCAGCCGCGACGUCCCCAUAGCUGUUCUAAGAAAGAAGCUCGCGAAGGCCUCCGAUGCUCAAACUAAGCGGUCAUUGAAGCACAAACUACAGCAAGCUCUUCGCAACAGGUUCUUCUUGAAGGAGAAAGUCGCCGAGAUUGCCUCGUUCCUCGCUCAAGGAAACGAGGACAGCACCGAAUCGGUCCUGCGUGCGAAGCGGCAGCUAACCAAAUUUGAUUGUUACGAGCAGACGGUACGGUAUUUCAAUGACCGGUGCUUCAAGCUCGCGAAGAACCCAUACGCCCUCAAGCACCUGCGCGUUUUCGUGAACGUGUGUGAGUCGGCAUACAAACUUUCGGAGAUCUUCGAAGCCAUGGACUUGACAUGCACCCACCCGACUGUUGUAGGUAUUGUGUAGUCAGUAGUCUGCGCAAGAAAUUAAAGAUUAAUGUGGUUCAGCAUUUUUUUCUGAAUUAGGUACACAAAAAAGGCACCAAAACAAAUGGCAAUAAAUGCGAUUUUGUUAUUAAUUUUUA
Messenger RNA from Dermacentor andersoni, 1477 nucleotides. Its product is annotated as legumain-like. Gene Ontology annotation, biological process: vacuolar protein processing. Lineage: Eukaryota; Metazoa; Arthropoda; Arachnida; Ixodida; Ixodidae. Gene Ontology annotation, molecular function: cysteine-type endopeptidase activity. The record is from RefSeq and is a predicted model, not a curated record.